Molecule: messenger RNA, 4641 nt
Organism: Dissoconium aciculare CBS 342.82
Lineage: Eukaryota; Fungi; Ascomycota; Dothideomycetes; Mycosphaerellales; Dissoconiaceae
Exons: 2
Coding region: 1-4641 (1546 amino acids)
Biological process (GO): phosphorylation; phosphorelay signal transduction system
Molecular function (GO): phosphorelay sensor kinase activity
Source: RefSeq, a predicted model, not a curated record
AUGAGCCAAACAUCGAGCAACCCGUCUAUUUUCACGCCGCGGUCUGAACGCAAGAUAUCCCAAUCUGUGACGUCGUUGUCCUCGGAUACUCUAGCAGUUUCAGCCAAAUCGGAGCCUUCUCGCCCUUCGACACCCGUCGCCGAGCGCACACCAGGAGCGCACGCUGAUUCAACUGCCGACUCAAUCAUUCCCAAAUCGUCUCCCGCCCCAGCGACGCCUAGCCAAGAGAAAACCCAACCAUCGCGAUCGAUAUGGACAACUUUUGUUGACCACAGCUCAACGUCUGGGCCAGCGACAGCUUCACAUACCCCGAAACACCGCCGAAGCGUGGGAUUUCGCGCGCUCGAACCAACACCACAAGCGACGGAAAGAGCUUCGUUCGGGUCCGUUACGCCGACUGCACCAGCGCCUACGAGCAUACUGUCGAAACGCAAACGAGACGGCGAUCACAAUCUGUUCAUUCCAGGCAUUGGUCAUCGCGGCCCUACGUCGGAGCCCUCUCAGAAACGGCUCCAGUUCCAAGCGCGGCCCAAACAUACUCUGAGCGGCACAAACUUUGGGCCCCUACGAAACCUGUUCGAGCCGCUUGAUCAACCGACCUCGCCAUUAUUCUUUAGAAACCAUCCUCAAUCACGGCCGAUUCUGCCGCCGCGCUUCUCGAGCAGCGAGGCGGCGGCGAGAAUGUUAAGUACUUCACGCAGUGAAGACAGCCACGUGAAGACGGUGAGCCUGGCUAGAGGGACAAUAACCUCCGCGCACCCCAGUUCAGGACCGACCAGCGCCCCUUCGUAUCAUCGCCACAGCGUAGAGCGCGCCAGCACCGGACGUAGUCACAGCCCCGAGAGUAUUGGUAGUAGGGAGUAUACCGGAGCGGGGCUGCUUAAUUCCACCGGCAUCGCGGAAUUACUGGAGCAGGAUGAGCGGCCAACAUUCAUCGUAGACCUAGGGGAUGGCAGCAAUUAUGGAGAGCAUACGGCGUUACAUUUGCUGUUCGCGAAUCCGGCACUGCGUUCGUAUGAUGGCUUGCAGAGCCUCUGUGCAGGCGUAUAUCCGGAUUCAGCCUCGCCCGGUCAGGAAUCAUUCCUGCAGUUCAAGGUGUGGCUCUUGGGUGCGGCAGUCAAUGGUGAAAGCCUCAAUGUCUGUCUCCCACCUUUCACCUAUGCUAGCCUGACCUGGAACUGUUCCACGGUACGCAGGCGAUUGCGGAUCAUCAGUGGCGUAUUUGGGUCCACAAAUUCCGCAUUGCAAGAUUCAACGCGCAACAGCGUUCCACCUCAUCAAAGAAAAUUGAGUCUCGAGCCAUUGCAUGAGCCUACAGACUAUUUCGGGGGCACCCGUCUUACCACGAUUCCUCCGACGUCUGAUAGUGCGAGUAGCUUGUCCGCCGAGGUCGUGGCUACUAUCGAGCAGGUGCCACCGACAACAACGCCAUUUCCUAUCCCUUUACUCACCAGCAAUGGCGAAAUGGACAUAUCACCUGCCGGUCAAAUACAGACGGCAGGACCACAAGAUCACAAUUCAUCAGUAUCUAAUGGGCCGCAACCAAGUGCAUCGCACGCCGAUUUUCCUGGAGACUAUGUGCAUGAUGCCGAGCAAUACGCACUGAGUCUCUUGCGGACUGAGGAGAUGGAUGCACCAUGUUUUGAUUGGACCCGUUUACCUGUCUCCGAUAACAUGCCAGAGCAUAUCAAAUUCGCACGCAGCAUCGACUGGAGUUCUACAAGCCUGGGCCCGAUCGAGAACUGGAGUCCUGAUCUUCGGCAGAUGUGCAAUCUCAUCAUGGCUUCACCGCAUCCGGCAGCCAUGUACUGGGGCGAUGAUCUCAUUGCAAUUUACAAUGAAGCUUAUGUUGUACUCGCCGGUCAGAAGCACCCUUCUAUGAUGGGCAUGAGCUACCGUGUUGCGUGGGCUGAGAUCUGGGACGAAGUUAAAGACGUAUUUGCAAAUGCUAGAAGCACUGGAGAAGCCACCAUGAAAGACGAUGAUUGUCUCUUCGUUCGACGCAGCGAUCUCUUGGAGGAGACCUACUUUUCUUGGUCAAUCAUUCCAAUGGUUGGCAGUGAUGGCAGCGUCAUGGGUCUCUACAAUCCCGCCUUCGAAAAGACAAGACGCAAGAUCGCUGAACGACGCAUGCUGACACUACGCGAAGUAGGCGAGAGAACUGCCUCCGCGAGAGAUGUGAAGGGAUUCUGGGCCGAGGUGCUUGCUUCUUUAGCCCUAAAUGAAUACGACUGCCCUUUCCUCUUACUGUAUUCGGUCAGUGACGACAGCGACAGCGACACAAGCAGCAUGCAUUCCAAUUCCACAUUUGGAUCACGACAAUGCUUGUUAGAGGGAGCCUUAGGUGUGCCCGACGAUCACCCGGUCGCCCCACGGCAAAUUGAUUUCAAGGCUGGGCAGGAGGGCUUCGGUCCCAUCUUCAGAGAAGUCAUGAAGACAAAUAAGCCAGUGCUUCUCGGGACUGAUGCUCAUGAGCUGCCGAAAGAGCUGCUAGCAGGCCUGGAACCUCGCGGCUUUGGUGACCCGCUUAAAGCUGUGCUCGUUUGUCCGAUUUAUCCCACCACGACGGCGGAAAUCGUAUUGGGCUUCCUCGUGCUCGGUGUCAAUCCUCGACGACCUUACGAUGAUGAUUAUAGCUUGUUCGUACAGCUCCUGGCUCGACAACUUGCAACAUCUCUGGCAUCUGUGGUGCUAUUCGAAGAAGAGAUUCGCCGAGGACAAAAGGCCGCUCAACUUGCAGCUUUGGAUCGCAUUGAGCUGUCCGAGCAACUCGCUGCACGGACGCAAGAAGCAAUGGAAAGUGAGACAAAAUUCACGCGCAUGGCUGAGUUUGCCCCAGUCGGCAUGUUUAUCGCUGGCAGCGACGGCAAAAUUACUUUCGCCAAUGAUACUUGGUAUCACAUCUCGCGGGUCUCCAAAACAUUGCAGGGGCCUGAUGAAUGGAUGGAUGCGAUCAUGGUCGAGGACAAGGCAUAUGUCUCAUCGCUUUGGCAUGACCUAGUGAUUAGUAAGAAGUCUGUCAAUGGCGAAUUCAGAUUCAAGGCUCCCUGGCACAGUCGGACUGGAAUCAAGAGCGACACCUGGGUUCUCUUCUCUUGCUAUCCUGAGACGGACGAAACUGGUCGCCUCAAAAGUAUAUUUGGUGUCAUCACAGACAUCAGUCAACAGAAAUGGGCCGAAGGAUUACAAACUCGCAAGAUGGAAGAAGCUGUGGAAUUGAAGCGCCAGCAGGAAAACUUCAUCGAUAUGACCUCCCACGAGAUGCGAAAUCCCUUGUCGGCAAUUUUACAAUGUUCCGACGAGAUUGAGCUUUCCUUGAGUCGAUUGAAGAACAGCGGCACCACUACAAUGUCAGAAGAAGUGCUCGCCGGUUGUCUGGAUGCAGCGCAAACCAUCAGACUUUGCAGUCAACACCAAAAGAGGAUUGUGGACGAUAUUCUCACUUUGAGCAAACUUGACUCGCAACUCCUGCUUGUGACUCCAGUUGACGCCCGGCCUCUCGAUGUCGUCGAACGAGCCUUGAAAAUGCACGAAGGUGAGCUACAGGCCAACGAUAUUCAGAUGAAAUUUGUCGUCGAUAUCUCUUUCCGUGAGAUGAAACUCGACUGGGUCCGUUUCGACCCCAGUCGAGUUUUGCAGGUGCUCAUCAACUUGACGACAAACGCAAUCAAAUUCACGAGCCCUGAAAGCAAGCGAACCAUCACUGUCACGAUUGCGGCAUCGAAGGUGAAGCCUAGCACGAAAGCUGAUGCGCCUGUCAAGUAUUUCUCGACCCGCAGCAAAAAUAAGGAUGCCAUGAAAGAUUCUGAUUGGGGUGAAGGCGAGCUGGUAUACAUCCUCUUCUCGGUGCGAGAUACUGGGCGGGGCUUGAAUCCUGAGGAGAAGAAACUACUCUUCAUGCGCUUCUCACAGGCUUCACCACGGACACAUGUUCAAUAUGGCGGGUCGGGGUUGGGCUUGUUUAUUUCACGCGAGUUGACAGAGCUACAAGGAGGUGAGAUUGGCGUCGAGAGUGAGGCUGGGAAAGGUUCCAUCUUCAGCUUCUACGUGUCUGCGCGUCGCACAUCGACUCCAACGGUCGACACCGACGGCGCUACUGGCCAGAAACGAAUCCCGCUCAACUCUGACCAACGGGGCAAUAAAACAAAUAGCCGUCUUCAAUCUGCGGGCACGGAUGCCAAGCUCGAUGCUGCUGCAAUUACUGCUAAUAUGGUCAAGAAGGUACUCAUAGUGGAAGACAACCUUGUGAAUCAAAGGGUACUGCAGAAGCAGCUCAAGACAUUGGGCGCCGAAGUGCAUCUGGCCAAUCAUGGCGGUGAAGCAAUUGAACGGCUCAUGCAAUCCACUUAUUGGAAAGACGACCGCCCUGCCAGUGAAAAGAUCGACCUGGGUGUAAUUCUAAUGGACCAGGAAAUGCCAAUCAUGGAUGGUCUGACAUGCACACGUCGCAUCCGGGAAUUUGAGGCACAGGGCAAGCUCACCGGCCACGUGCCCAUCAUCGCCGUGACUGCAAAUGCUCGACCGGAACAAGUGCAGACGGCCAUGGAUGCCGGAAUGGAUGAUGUCGUAUCAAAGCCCUUCCGCAUUCCCGAACUUCUGCCUAAGAUCGAGGAAUUACUAGCUCGUUAUGCUGCGACAUGA